Cyprinus carpio (common carp) is the source of this 9609-nucleotide messenger RNA. RefSeq names its product myomegalin-like. Lineage: Eukaryota; Metazoa; Chordata; Actinopteri; Cypriniformes; Cyprinidae. The coding region runs from base 1339 to 8178 and encodes 2279 amino acids. The record is from RefSeq and is a predicted model, not a curated record. The transcript has 36 exons.
AAAUAAACAUUCAAUUACAUCACAUUGUAUAGUAAUGAAAAUUAGUCUCUCAACAGCUCCUUGGCAUCACUAUCACUGUUUGACAUAAACAAUGAGAUAAUACUACAUUUGCUUGAUUAUGAUAAAUAGGUUUUUGAUUAAGGGCGGUUUGUGUUUUAGUGUUGUUAUGGUGUUCUGUCUCCGUUGUAUAAAUUCUAAAGACAUUCGAAUGAAAAAUACACACAGAGACGCCACACAACUGCCAAAAUACCACAUAAAACAUCAUUCAGUUUUAUCUAUCUAUAAUCAAUAGAAUAGCUCUCUCAGUAGCUCCCCCAAUAUUGAGUAUGAUUACAUCCCUAAAUAAACUGUCAUGAUAGAUCCAUGUACGUCGGAAAAACAAAUCACUUUCUCAGUUGCAUUUCUUUGUCGAAAAUGGAAAUAAGUAUGUAAAGCAGUGUCAUCGUUUAUUUUGGCUUGUUCCCUAUGCGCGACCGGUACCACUGCGUACACCGAGGGGGGAACGCAGAAUUUACAAAAACACUGUUGACAAACAAUAGACGAUAAAACGCUAAUAUAUAAGGCGGGUUUAAUAUAAGUGCGUGUUAUGAAGUUAGUAACUGUUACGCCGUUUUAAAUAAGUAAGAUGUAUUGUAGAAACGUAUGUUUAUGACACCCCUCUCUGUCCAGAAAACGGUACGCGCCAUUUUUCCCUGCCUCACACUUGCCACAUCGUUUGCUGCUCCGCUGUCUUUCAUUGUGAUAUACCCGGUUACACUAAAUACUGUCAGUCUCUUGUGUGGCUGAUUGGGGACAGAAUAUGAUAUUAUUUUCGUCUACAUUUCGGAUAGGUGUGGUUAUAUGAAAAUGACACGUUUUUAAACCGGAGUCGGGCGGUGGGAUUCAUUUAAAUGAUGUCCUGUCAUGUCGGCGUCUUCACAGAAGAGCGAAUGAAACGUGAUCUGGAGCGCGAGAGUGAAGGACAAAACACGCAUCUUUAUUUCCGCUGAUGAGCAUCUCAACAUUGAAAUCAAAAUCGACAUUUAUUCCCAGCGAUAUAUCUCUUUAAAGAACGAUGGGAAGGCCAUACAUAAGGAUAUAAAACAGCACAACUUUAAGACUUGGAAUUAAUUAAAGACGUCAUCUCUUCAAAAAAAGUGACAUGAAAUUUUAAUAAUUUGCAAAUAUAUUUUUUAAUAGUUACUUUGCCUUAUUAUUAUUAUAUUUUUUUAAAUGUCUUGUUUUCCAUUGUUGGGCACUGAAGAAGAAUAGAAAUUUAGGAACUAUAAAUGGCAUGAAAUUUUCACUUUCGCUCUUGCCACAAACUACUGUAGAUCAAUAUUUAAUUGAAGAUUUAUAAUGUUGGACUCGAAGAUGAAGGACGUGUGUCGCAUCUGUGCAAGGGAGUUGUAUGGUAACCAGCGGCGAUGGAUCUUCCACCCAACGGCCAAGCUGAGUCUGCAGGUGCUGCUGUCCUACGCAUUGGGCAGGGAAAUGACCCGAGACGGCAGGGGAGAGUUUGCCUGCAGCAAGUGUGCCUUCAUGCUGGACCGAAUGUACCGCUUCGACACUGUGAUCGCCAGGGUGGAGGCCUUGUCCGUCGAACGGAUGCAGAAGCUCUUGUUGGAGAAAGACAGGCUCAGACAGUGCAUUGGUGGACUGUACCGCAAAAACAACGCUGAUGAUUUUGGACUGGAUAGCGGUGCUGCGGACUCUUCUGUAGCUGACCUGUCCAGGUUUGCUGAAUCUGAAUACACUGCUCUACUGCAGGAAGAUCUGACAUACUCUAUCUAUGAGUCCUGGGCUGAGCAAGGCGCUCAAGAGCAGGUUCAAGACCACCAAUGCCCUGUUCACCAUCAAUGCCAUGCGGCAGCUGACGCCACUUCAGGUCCUCGUCCCAGGAAGUGCAAAGGGUGCGCUGCACUGCGAGUGGCAGAUUCAGAUUAUGAGGCUGUCUGCAAGGUUCCCAGGAAAGUGGGUCGGAGUACUUCCUGUGGGCCCUCCACCCGGUGCUCCGGUAGUGUUCUGGACAGCGCUGAGGAAACCGUCCCAUCUGCUCCUCCACCAGAACCUGAACCUGUUGAGAACAACCAAACUCACCGCCCCAGUGAUCCAGAGCCUGUGGACGUAAGUCCUGCCUCCUCUGUGGAGUCUUUGGACACCGCUGUAGAUGUCACCCAAGGGUCUUUUCCAAAAGUCCAUCCUAACACCGUGCAGGGAGAGUCUGAAGAGGAACGAUCUGCUAUCAAGAGGCCUGGUUCUGUGUGUGGACUUGAUGUGGCUCUCAGCUUGCUUAAAAGCUUUGAAUAUCACCCUCUCCAGAGUCCCAGAGGUAGUCGAAUUCCUGUACUCCUCAAACCUAAUGCUACACCCAUGGAGAGUCCUUACCCUCUGCUACAGGUGCCUCCCAUUGGGAUAGAGUGUCCCAUUUCUCCCCAUCUUCCAGAUGCUCCAUCCGGCAUCCAGCAGGAGCUUCAGUUUGAGUUGGCAGAAAUGGAAGACCUGUGGUUGGAUGAGUAUGUGCAGUGCAAGCCGUUGGGCCUUCAGAAGAGGUUGAUUGAGGAGCAGCAGUGUCAGCUGGGAGAGUAUGAGAAUGCAGCGGGUCAGUGUGUGAGCGAGCUGCAGAAGGCCCAACAGCAGGUCCAGUCUCUCCAGACCAAGAUCCGAGAAAGCGAGGCCAGUAAUAAGAAGUUACAACAGAGGCUCGGGGACAUGGAAGGUGAACUACGCUCUCUCAGAGAAGCAGCAUGUGGUCAGGAGAGAACAAUACAGACUUUGAGUGACUCACUUAACACUAAAGACUGUGAGAUUACUGAUCUCCACCUGCUUAUUGAAGAACAGAAGGAACUUCUGCGCUCCCUGAAGCAACAGAACAACGAUUACCAGCUUCAGCAGCAGGUGUCUGGAGUGGCUCCGAGUCGUCUGCAGGCUGAUAUGUUGGACCUCCAGGGCUCUUUGUUCUCAGCCCAGCUGGAGCUGCAGGGCCUUCAAAGGGCACAGCAGCAGGGCCAGAGGCGAGAAGAAGACCUGGCUCGUGCAAACCAGCGCCUGCAGGCUGACCUGCAGAGAGCCCUGCAACAGCAACAAGAGGGAGAAAGACACAACCAGGAUCUACAGGCUGCUCUAGAGAAGGCUCGCCUUGAGGUACAACAAAUGGAGGAGAAAUGGAGAAACGAAUUGAGACAACGAGAGAAAGAGGUUGAGGAAAGAGAGAGGACCAUCCGAGAACUGAAGACCUCUCUAGAGCAUAAAGAACGUCUGAUAGAAGACUACAGUGAACUGGUGGAUGGUCAGAAAGAGCCUGUCGGGAAUAGAGACAACUUCAUCCACAAGCUCAAACAACGCAUUCAGGAAAGAGAUCGAGCACUGGAGAGAGCGAUAGACGAUAAGUUUGCAUACAUGGAACAGAAGGAAGACGAGGUGCAUAAACUGCAACUGCUGCUGAGAGAGAAAGAAAGAGACAUGGAGCAACUUCGAUGUGUGUUGUCCAACAAUGAGGAAACCAUCAUGAGUCUGGAGUUGUUGCUGCGUGGUAAAAGUCUAGAGAUGGAGCAGGUGUGCGAGGCCUGGCGCAAUGCUCAGGGCGUUCAGCGGGAGAGAGAAGAGUCACACAUACGCAGCCUGAGAGAAAGAGACACUUUAAUCAGCCAGCUGCAGACGUCGCUACACACAUGCACCAAAGAGGCAGAGGAGAUGACUGCGGUUCUUCUCAGCAAGGUUUCGGUCGGGCCCGGUGAGGUGGCUGAGGAGCUCAAGUCUCGGCUUCAGCUCAAAGAGCGUUUGUUCCAGGAGCUGCUGUCGGACCGCAGCAGACAGACUCAAGAGCAUCACUCACAAGUCCAAGACCUGCUCAACACUAUCAGUGCAAGAGAGCAGUACAUCAAGGAUUCUGCAGGGCGUGUGGGUCAGGUGAUGGCUGAACAGACUGCUCGAUUGCAGGAGCUGCGUAGGCAACUUGGGUCAGCUAACCCACAGUUGACUGAAGCAGACACACAAACUCUUCAGGACGAGCUCCGACUGACUCUUCGCAGAGAAAGAGAGGCCCAGAACCAGAUUACCACCCUGCAGACCACCCUGGCUUCCCACCAAGACCAACUCAAGACCCAGGCUUCAGAUAUAGAAGCUUUGAGCAGGACUGUGAACAUCAAAGAGGAAAUCAUCAAGGACUUGCAGAUGCAGUUGGUGGAUCCAUCAGAUUUACCGCUGGUAGAGCGACUGACCCAAGAGCUACAGAUGCUGAGAGAGAAGGUGGAACAUCAGGACGCCACCUGCAUUAAUCACAAGGCUGUUUUGGAUCCUCUGGUGUCCAUGGAAACAGGACAGGCAGCUAAAUCCCAUGCUGAUUUUGGAGGUUUUACAUCAGAUGAUGGAGAGGAGGAUGAUGAAGACUGCAAUAGUGAGUUUGCGGACAGUGCAGAAGACGAGGAGCGCUCCAAACUGACAGCUCAGUCUUUGGUCAGCGUGCAGAGCUGUGAUCAGCAUAGAGGUCUUAGGGGCUGCCAGGAUGCAGUAGCUGAGGGUCCAGGGCUGGCGGAGGUCAAGCUUCUGGUGGAGCAGAAGAGGGCAGUCGAGAGAGAACUGAUGGAGCUCAAGUCCCAGUUGGAAAAGGCUGGUUUUUCCUCUCUCUCUCAAAUGAGGAAAGCUUUCUUUACUCUACGCUCUGAAAAUGAAGAGCUCAAGAUUAUGGUGACAGGAAGAAAGCCUCAGAGCGAUGGACAGAAGAGCACUUCAGAUAGAUGCGAUGGACAGCUGGUGGAUACAGUUGGCAUAGAGCCUAAUGAAAGGCAGCCAAUGUGUGACCAGACAGUGCGACUGAAGUCUGACCUUGAGCAGGUCCAGCAGGAGAGCAGAGAGCUUCAAGAGAGACUCAUGGUGUCAGAGGCCACAGUUCAAGCUCAAGCCGAACAACUUAAAGACUACAGAGAACUCCUCACGGAAACAUCAGUACAGCAGGACAAUAAGCAGGUGCAGGUGGACAUCCAGGAUCUGGGCUAUGAGACGUGUGGCCGCAGUGAGAACGAGGCAGAGAGAGAAGACACCAGCAGCCCAGAGUUUGAUGAUCUGGAGCUGUGCACAUCUCUUACAUAUCGUGAUGGAGGCUCUCAGUGGUGGGGUGGGUCCAGCUCACUGAAAUCUGGGAAGACUGAACAUGACGUGACGUACCUGCAGCAGCUGGUAGAGGACUUGCGUGGUCAGCUCUCCCAAUCUCAGGCUUUGAUUCAUAGCUUGCAGGCCCAAAAGUGUGCUCACACUCCAGUCAGCACUACUCGUAAGGUCAACUGGGGCUUGGAUAACUCUGAGGCACAGAGCACAGCUGAGGAGGACGAAGGCUGGCAGUCAUCUGACGGCUUCGGGUCUCUUCCCCGGCAGCCAAAGCAAGACCGAGAGCUGCAGGAGCUCGUCUCCCGUGUGACAUCACUAGAGGAGCAGCUCAGGAAGGGCAAAGGUCAUUCAGAAGAUGGCAAAGCUGUGAACUGGCCAGGGAAGUUUGACACGCUGAUCCAAGCACAGGCCCGUGAACUGUCUCACCUGCGUCAGAGGAUGCGGGAGGGCCGUGGAGUGUGCCACAUUCUGACUCAGCACCUGGGAGACACCACCAAGACCUUUGAAGAGCUGCUGCGCUCCAAUGACAUCGAUUACUACAUGGGACAGAGCUUCAGAGACCAGCUCUCCCAGAGCAUCUCACUCGCUCAGAGAGUCAGCACCAAAAUCAGCGGCCGGGAUCACUCUGAAGUCCCAGAUGACAAAUCAGGCCAUGAGCUGCUCGCAAUACGGCUAAGUAAGGAGCUGCAACAGAAAGACAAGCUCAUCGAGUCGCUACGCUCCAAACUUGACCAGCAGCAACGAUCGGAUACACCUACUAGCAGUCAUGCCUUCUCUGUGGCCACUGACCAAUCGGACAGGACCUCUUUUGUAUCAGAUGACCACGGCUCAACCAAUGAGGAUCUAGAGCUGUGCUCAGAACUAGAUGCUGCCAGCGAAUAUGGCCAAGAGGAGGCAGCAAGAAGUGCCACAGACUCACGUGAUCAUAAAGGCUCAGCCUCAUUACAUCCAUCCAAUCCUCCAUCUAUCACUUCAUCACACAGCCACCAGUCCUCCUCCAACACCUGUCCCAGCAUGCGCUGCACACCACACAGGCCAAUGGAAACCCAGGCACAGACAGGCCUCUCUACUGUACCUCUGUCCAGCUCCAUUUCUUUCUCCACCUCUCUCCACUAUCCUCAAAUGUCUUCUCCACCUGUGUUUGAUCCUCAAACUCCACACUUGAGAACCCGUCACCCUUAUGGUGGGGGAUUUUCACUGGCAGAGGUUCACCAAGAGCUUCAAAUGCUCCAGAGACAGCUUGGAAACAGCUACCAUGGUCCUCAGAUCAAACCCCUUCCUGCGUUUCCACUGGGCUCCCAUACUCAGCCUGACCGUAGCAGCUUACACCCCCUAUCCCAUCAUGCCUUCGAACAGUCACCUUUCAGCAGCCAGCACACCAGUCCCGCUAUGAAAUCAGGGGCAAGCCUUCUGGAAAGCAGUGCAAUGUGGGAUAUGAUGUAUGGCCCAAGACCUUUAAGACCAGGCACGUAUGGAGACUUGUCCUCUGGUUCCUCUGGAUAUCAGUCAGGCCAUACAGGCACAGACUUAAUGGAAGAACACUUAAGGGAGAUCCGCACUCUCAGACAGCGUCUAGAAGACUCUAUCCAGACCAAUGACCGUCUGAGACAACAGCUGGAGGAGAGACUGGCCUCCUCUGGGCGAAACGGAGCAGGGGGAGCGCCCACUAACAUCUAUAUCCAAGGCCUUGAUUCUGUCACUCAACUGUCCAAUGAGAUUCGAGUGCUGAAAGAAGAAAAUCAUGCCCUGCAAACCCAACUCAAGCAGGCCAGGACAGAUGGCAGUAAAGAGAUGGAGCGGCUGAGAGAGGCGGUUCUGUCUGGGCGUGGCCAGUUAAAGCAGGCGGAGCUAGAGGCGGACCAGUGGGCGGAUCAGUGCAGACAGCUACAGUCUCAGGUUAGAGAGCAGGCUCAGGCAGUACUGCAGCUCAGACAAGACAAACAGAACAGUCUGGACAACAGCACCAGGCUACAGCAUGAAGUGAAUGUUCUCCAGCAGCAGCUGAGUGAGUGUCAAUGUCUAGUGCACACGCUGCAGUGUGAACUACAGGUGUAUCAGAGAGUCUGUGGCACUACUGAGAGCAACACAGGCUCAGGAUUGAGUUUGACCUUUGACCUGCGAGAGCGAGAGUCUAACAUACAUUUGUUGGAGCAGCAGCUGAAAGAGAGGCUGGACCAGUGUAUGCCCCGUCCCUCAGCCAGGAAACAGCUCUUCCACGACCAAUCACCAUCUCCUCCUGUUCGAGAUACAGGGUUCUCCAGCCCUGCUUCACCAGCUGUGGAAACAGAUGAGCCAAAGUCUUCUGCUAGUGCUCUGGAGGCUGAGGCCCCUGACGGCUCCUUCGCCUGCAAGACUGGGCGUCAUAUGAUUGGUCACGUGGAUGACUUCAGUGCCCUGCAGCAGCAGCUACUGGAAGGGAAGGCUGUCAUCCGCAAGAUAGAAGCAGCACUGCAGUCCAGCACAGAAACACCUAACCUACCAGAGGGUUAUAUGAGGAACUUGCACACCAGCACUAAGACACUGAAGCAGAUUCUGGAGGAGACAAGCUCUCUCUUAAGAAUGUUCUGGAGGGCAGCUCUGCCCAGCACUGAGGCCUCGGCCCAGCAGCUCAAAAAGGAGCAGGCUUUGAGAAAAGAGGUUGUCACACUGAGGCGUAAGUUAUCAGAACAAGAGCAGCUUCUCAGGGACACGAUGGAGAAUCUAAGGACCUCCAGUCGCACUAAAGACAGCAUGGAGCAAUUCAUUGUCAAUCAAUUGUCAAGAACACGAGAUGUGUUGAAACAAGCUCGCUCAAAUCUAGAGAAGAAUGAACUCAAGAUUGCCUGUCUAGGCUACACCCCUCUCCCUUCAUCCUUCUAUUCGGUACCAUCCACUCCUUCCUGGUCUGAUAGAGGUGAGGUCUCAGGAGCCGCCCUCCAACAUGCCUCCUCUCUUGGUUGGAAUUUCGUGACCCCUCACAUUCAGGAUCAGCACAAAUCAAUGGCAGCCUUGUGGCCAGCACAGGGGAGUGACAGACAGCGCCACCUACAGGUGUCCCGCAGAACAGACUCUAGACUGAGUGCUGCUAUCAGUCACUCAGUUAGAACUAUCAAUUAGCUUUAUUUACUACAUAAGAACCACCAAAACACUCUCAAUGUUGCAUUUGACUAGAUUAGUAUUAUUGAUGUUUGGAUUAGCAUUCAUGUCUUCAACCAAAGUAAAAUUUUAUUGGUUUGCGUUUGGUGUUAGGGUUUAUAUUGAACCAGCAACACAGUUAACGUGCAAUUAUACUGUGCUACCAGCCAGACCUGCUACACUGUAAAUGAAAGUCACCCCAGGGACGAGCUGAAGACCGAUGGUGCAAUAUUCAAUCAGCCUGCUACUGAAGUCUUGAAAUUGGAAUAUCCCAAUAAGAGAGAUGUUUGUUUGUUUUGUGUUAUUGCCAAAGUUUGAGUCUAUUGCUUUUAAUUGCUGCUGUGUUUUGUCACAUUAAACCUAAUGUACAUUUUUUUUUAUUAUUCCUUUAAUUUAAUUUUCUUCCUUUAAUUUUCUUUAUUUUAGUGGGGGUUUUUUUGUGUGUGUGUUUUUUUUUUUAAAUAUACAGCUGUUUUUAUGUUUUUUGAUGUAUCAUUUUCCUGUACAGUAGAGUAUUUUUUUUAAUUACUUUUUGGUUUUGGUCCAAAAAUUGGCAGAAAAAAAAUCUGUUUUAUAUUUCUAUUUUGCUGCAUCAGCUCUUAAUGGACUAUCUUUAUUUUGUUUUAUUGUUUUUGUUUUGUUUUCUUUCAUGUAUUUUAUUUUGUUAUUUGGUUUGGUUUUUGUUUAUUUUUGUUUUGUUUCACUUUUUUUUUCAUUUACUUUGUUACUUUGCUUGUGUUUUGUUUAUUUUUUAUUGUUUUGAUCUUUUUUAUAAUAGGCUUGCAAUGUCUGUAAACUGGUUCCCAUGUGAUAAAAAAGUUUUACUUGUAACAUUAUCUCAAGUUAGAUAACUAUUUUGUCAGACAUUGCAGACAAUUUUGCAAAUUGUAGAUUGUGAGAGACAUAACGCUACACACGCAUAGCUUUACUGUUCUAACUGUAUGUGUGUUUGGAAGUCUGUUGCUCUUGCAUGAACCACCCGAAUUAUGCUGUCAUUUGCAGUAUUUCAGUAUUCCACAAUAGUGCAAGAAGUCCUGGGGUUUCUGCUGUAUAUGUGUAAUGAUCUGGUGCCAUUUUGUUUGCUUUGUAUAUUAUGUAUUAUCUGUUUGCUGCUGUCAUUAGGCCAGGCAUGCACAUGUUGUGAUGACAAAAGAGAGCCAUGGGUCAAUUCAAGUCAACCUUGCACUCAAUGUUCUAUGACAAUCAAAUAAUUCUCAGAGAAGUAUGUAAUUUUGGAAUUUCAUUUGUUUAAAAUAUUGGUAGCAAUGCAAUUUGAAUUUGAAUUUCCCUUUGUAAACUAAUGUAAAUUGAGUUAGGGUUGUUAAUGGGUAAUGCAUGCAUAUUUCAGGUAAAGGUGAUGAGGAAACUCAAAACAAAAAAGGGACAAUUUAAUAAAAAGGGAAUCGUACAUGU